GUUUAAAAGUCUGUGCUGUGUUUACCAGGUACUGUGCGUAGUCAUAUCAAGAUUUUGCAGUAGUUUAAGGCGUUUGGGAGCAAGGUCUGAGGAAACAUGGAUGGAAUCCAUGAUGAUUCAAGUCAGUGGGAGCAGAGUAAAGAAAAUAUUCAACCUCUGAAGCAAGGCAGGAAAGCUGCAGUGUUAUCUGCGGUGCUUGAUGACAGUGCAGCAAACAAACUUAAUAUCAUGAGGCAUGAAUUUGAGGAGGAAUUGCGAACAUAUUCAGGAAACGACCCACUCGAUGUCUGGUACCGCUAUGUUCUGUGGGUGGAGCAGAAUUAUCCCAGAGGGGGCAAGGAAGGAAAGCUGACCAAAUUGAUUGAAAACUGUGUAAUGGCCAUGUAUAGCAGUGCAGAUGUUCGGGAAAAGUAUGUGAAUGAUGAGCGAUUCUUGGACAUCUGGAUCAAAUAUGCCAACUUGUCAACAAAUCCACCUGAGAUUUACCAGACCAUGGAGGCAAAAAAUUUGUGUUUAAGUUUGGCGGAUUUCUACAUCAACUGGGCAUGGGAAAUGGAAAAGAUUGGCAAUUACAAACGAGCUGAUGCUAUUUAUGAAAAAGGUCUUCAAGCAGGAGCUAAACCUCUCUGCAGUCUUCAGGAAUCUCACAAGAAAUUCCAGAUUAGAGUGAGUCGUUCUACCAUAGAGGGGAGGAUAGGUGACCAAGAGAUUAACAGUUCAGAACAACAGCGUGUGGCUCUUUCUGCCCUAAAAUCUCAGGGUCAUAGGGUUGGUGUUAAUAGAAGUGGACCUGCAUUGGCUGGUCCAGCUGGUCGUUGUGUGCAAGAUUUGCCUUCAAAAAUUAAUGGUCCAGCAUUUUCUAUCUUCAAAGAUACUUCAACACAAGGUGUUCCCUCAAACAUUCCAUCUGAUGAUAAAAGUACCUUGAGUUUAGGUGCACCAACUAACCAGGAAAAUGUUAGGAAGCCCAACCAGUGGUCAAAAUCCAAAGUUAAGCAAAAAGCAGUGAAUGUUGUGCCUGUGGAAGAUGUAGACAAAUAUCACAAGCCGGAAUUCUCAGUUCAUGAAGAUGAAGAUACAUCCCAAUACUCAAGAAUUCAUUCAAGAUUAUCUACAGCAAGCAAUGUUCUUACUCAGCACAAGCAAGAAUAUGACAACUGGCAUGUGCAGCUCUUUAUUCCAGAACCAUUUGAUCCCAAAAUUCAGCCACAGUAUUGUAAACACAAGGUAUAUUGUGGAACUGAGGAAUUCAGUUUUGAGGAGCUGAUGGCAGCACGAUAUACAAAAUCACAAAGAGAGAAGCAGGAAAAAGAAUGUGAACUUCAACAAAUGCGGGAUAUGCUCAAGAAACAAGAAGAAAUGAUUCAGAAGUUAUUAAAGCUCAAAAGUGAAGAAAAAGAAGAUAAGUCUGUCAAGCCGGUGGCACCACCAAAUCCACCUCCAUCUUCUCAGCCUAGAGUUUCUCAUCAGAAGGCCAGAAAGGAAUUAAAGUCAAGUAUCAUAUAUCAAGACAGUUGGCUAGCCAUCAACAAGUCUGUGAAUGCAUCUAUCAAUGCAUCAAAUCUCCAUGAUGAAAGUGGAAAUAUAUUACUUAGAAAUGAGCCACUAAUGCCAGUUGGGUAUGGCAAAGAGUCUAUCAGCAAUGACUUAGUUCCACCAACUGUCAUUAAUGAGCAAGGAAGCCUCAGUACUAGUGGAAAUUCUCGAGGAUUAAGCUUCACCGAUCCCACUGGGGAUGCUGCCAACAUCAUGCAUGAUAUUUGGUCUGCCACCCUCUCCAAUUCAAUGUCCCAUCAUUUUGGUGAUAUGGGAGCCAGGCUUUCAGAGCCUGCAUCAUCAGAAGAUUUGGCACCUAUUUAUGAGGAUGAAUGCAAAAAGGAUGAAGGUCCUGCAUUCCAAAUAUUCAGUGAUUUGACUCAAGAUCAGAAAACAGAACCUUGUGGAAUGCCACAGCUGACUCGGGUGCUCAAGGAAAAACCAGCAGCAAUGGAAGUAUCAACAGCAACGAAAACACCAGAUGUUGCUCCAAUACAACCAGAAAUUGAACCUACAUCAUCUGAUGCUGAGAACUAUCCUGAGAUGCAGGAUGAGAACUGUCCUCCUGUUGGUACGGUUCUGUUGCCUCAUAAAAACCGUCAUAUGUCUGGAGUCCUCCAGCCAGCAAAAUGCAUUCCAAUUCCACAGGAUCAAGAGACAGAAGAUGUUAAAAGUGUGGAAAUUGAAGAAAAAAAUUUUGAGUGUAAACAGCCCAAUGAUACAGAGUCUCUCUAUGUUUCUACUAUGAAGAAUGAAGAUUUGGAUGAUAUAGUCCCCUUAGAUGACAAACAGAUGGAAGAUUUUACUAUUAAGAUGCCGAAUAAUGAAGCAAUUUUCAGUCACAUGGCCAAAGUAGCAUCCACCCCAUUACCUUGGUCACAGGGAUACUUAGCACACUCUUCAACCUCAAGGAAUGAUUUUACCAUAACUUCUGAUACAGACAAACAUUUUCCCUUAAUACAGGAGAAAAAACCCUACUCAUUGCUAAAGAACAACCACCAAAUAGACAUGAUGCCUCCCCCUUCAACCACUAAAGCUCAGACCCAUGCCAAUGUGACCACCACCGCAACUCUGCCGUAUGCUGAAUCUGAGACGGGUUUGUCUGUUAUCAUGGAAGCAUCACAAGAGUUAAGAUCAUCGUCAAGCAGCUCAGGCUGUACGACUUCUAAUACACUUCCAGGCCAUUCAGUGCAUGGCUUGAGCCAUCCUGGAAACUUCUCUCUAAGCACUGUUCAUGUUUCUCGUGUUCAUCACCAGUCACAGCCUGAGGAAGAGUUGCCUUGUGAAUCUGCUCCUCCUCUUCAAGUUGGAGAUUUUACCAAGUCUGGCUACUUAGCUGACAAGUCAAGAGGGGAGAGUUUGGCAGAGUCACUGCCUUGUACAACUAUAGCUGCACAGCCUAAGAAUGUCGGUCUCUCAAUGUCAACCUGCAGCACAGCAGCAAAGAUGAUGAUGGAAUUUGAUGCCAUGAUGUCAUUUUCAGACUUUAAGAAAGACAACUGUGAUGGCUUCAGAAACAUUAAUCCCUUUGAUGAAGAGGUUAUAGAAAAUAUUCUUUCUAACUUGGCGGUGCCUCUUGACAAGCGUGGUGGUUAUGUGGCAAUCAUGAAAGAUAUCCCCCACUUCAAGCCUGGUCUGCAAGCCAUGAUGUCACCAAGGUGGCGAUUGGUGACAUCAAUCACGUUCACUGCCUCCUCUCUACCGAAGCUGUGCGAGAGUGGCAUCGUCCGCGUAUGCCGACACAAGCGAGAGGCUCUGAAGGAGGUCGUUGAAAUAUACGUUCCACAGGAUGGGGCCAAGGAUCGAGCCCUGUGGAACGGAGGCCUCCACUGGCUUGGCCAGGAGUCCUUUGUGCCAAACUCUGUCAAAAGCCCCAGCAAUGUCAAGGGCAAUGACGAGGGUGGGGCGGCCGGCGUCGAGGGCGUCAUGCCAGGAGUGACCCGAGCCUCCUUCCAUGCAGCUGGCCAGGUGCUGGUUUGUAGGCACUGGCGGAAGAUGUGUGUGAGGGGCUUUGUUAGCUCCUCCGCACAGUGCUUCAUCAGGAAGGGCGAGACGUCGUCAGGGCCGGGCGCCUUCCUGGUGUCGGUGCUGCAGAAGCUUUGUCACGGCGGCUUCGCUGAGCUGAGUUCAGCCUUGUCUUGGUUAGCAACUGCCAAGUUGCCAGAGGCUGUUUUAGGGCGGGAUCCUCUCCUGUGUGACUGUGCCCUGCCGCUGCUUCACAAGGGACCACCAUUGCUUGGGAUCAGUUUGCGCGGUGCUGGGCCUUGUGGCGCCUGGAGGGACGACGCUUCAGACGAGUCCAGGCCUUAUACUUGGCAUCAGCAGCUUGCCGGCACCUGUAGCCGAACCACGGCUGGUCUCGUGGAUCGACUCUAUAUGCCCUCUGUGGGUGGCCAUGAUUGUGUCCAGUUGGUCCGUGAGGAAGGAGAGUGGGGCGCCUUGUUGCCAUUGGGGGCGGUACAGAGGACAGAGCAGCACAGCAGUCCUGUGACGGGGGUUAAAGUGGGCAGGAGAGGACAGGGUGCUGGUGGCUUGGUGGUGGCGGGGUUGGGGACGGGCAGGCGAAGUAUGGGUGCUGGUGGCUUGAUAUUGGCGUGGGUGGGGGUGAUCAGGAUAAUCUCCACCGGGCUUCGGGAGAGUUUGAUAGGAGUUCCUCGCGUACUGCAAUGUCCUCUUCCGCUGCAUCCAGAGACUGAUGGGGUGCGGGAGGGGCGAGGGCUGCCUGGGAGUCAGGGACGGUGUGUGCGAAUCACACUUCUGUUUUGUUACAGGUAUCGUUCUAUAGGCAAAACCAUGCCUGAAGAUAUUGCCAUGUUCUUCAUGGUAGAAAUACUCUCAAUUUUGGAAGCUGUACAUAAUUGCGACAUCAUCCAUGCUGAUAUCAAGCCAGACAAUUUCCUCGUCCAAGCCAUCCCUGAAAGUAACAUGUCUGAUGACAUUUUCACUGAGGAUCCAAUGAGUCUCAAAUUAAUUGACUUUGGUCGCAGCAUUGAUAUGAAAGCUUUUCCUGAAGGAACAACAUUUACUGAAGUAGUUACAACCGAGAAGUUUACAUGCUGCGAGAUGAAAGAUGGGCAACCCUGGACUUAUCAGACUGACUAUUAUGGAGCAGCAGCCAUUGCUCAUCUUUUCCUCUUUGGGACGUACAUGGAUUUAAAGAAGACAGCUUCUGGCAAAUGGAGCAUCACGGGAGUCUUUAAGAGAUACUGGAAUAAAAACCUUUGGGAAAAUGUUUUCUCCACACUCUUAAAUGUUCCCUCAUGCUCUGCCUUGCCCAACCUUAGUGCCUUAAGAAAUGAAAUUAUUACUGCCUUUUAUGAGGCAGGGAUGCAGAAAGAUAUACAUUUCAAGUUCCACACCUUGAAGCAAAUGGAAGUAGCACAGAAGUGAUCCACAACUUAGCCUUAUUGACAUACGUAUAUUGUUAUUUUUUAUAACUAGCUACUUUAGAUUGUCUUCCUGUGUGUAUAGAAAUAUGGUGAAACCACAUUGGAAUGCAUGUGCUAUUGCAUCAGCUGUAACAGUAUGAAUAGUGUUUAAUGUUUCUUUUAGUGUGAACAUCAUUCAUUACAAAAUUUGUACUAGUGCAGGAAAAUCUUAAAUUUGUAAAGUUCAAUAAAGCAAUCCAUCCACACGAUGUACAUGUAGGAUUCUCACUAUAUAUGAAUUAGGUUUAGAACAUAAAUGUUACCAGUUCUUGUAAGAAAAAAAGUUACCAGUUCUUGUAAGAAAAAAAGAGGAGAGAAAAUCUUGUAGCAUAAUGAAGACAUGCUGAUUUUGUAAAGUUUCACACAAGAUUGUUAUUAGAAUUUUAACAUUUCAUUUACACUAUGGAGCUUCUUUUAGAAAUGUAAAUUAAACUCAUUUAUUUAUGCUUAUCUUUCAGCAGUUACAUUUCUAGAUGCUUGUCUUUAUAUUAAUUACAUUUUUAGUUGGCAGUAAGAACCACUAAGAAUGUAAGCUCUUCCAUAGGUACUAUUUUAUAUUCUUGGAUCUAAUAGAAAUAUUUUACUGUAUUUUAUGUAAGGCUCCUUAAAUAUUUAGUUUUGAAAUGUACAGUACAAAAUAUAUUUCAUCAAGUA
This is a messenger RNA of Portunus trituberculatus (swimming crab), 5618 nucleotides long. RefSeq lists its product as uncharacterized. Lineage: Eukaryota; Metazoa; Arthropoda; Malacostraca; Decapoda; Portunidae. The transcript has 32 exons. Gene Ontology annotation, molecular function: protein kinase activity; ATP binding. The record is from RefSeq and is a predicted model, not a curated record. Gene Ontology annotation, biological process: mitotic spindle assembly checkpoint signaling; protein phosphorylation; meiotic sister chromatid cohesion, centromeric. The coding region runs from base 97 to 4926 and encodes 1609 amino acids.